Molecule: messenger RNA, 2570 nt
Organism: Jatropha curcas
Lineage: Eukaryota; Viridiplantae; Streptophyta; Magnoliopsida; Malpighiales; Euphorbiaceae
Product: RING/U-box superfamily protein
Biological process (GO): proteasome-mediated ubiquitin-dependent protein catabolic process
Cellular component (GO): endomembrane system
Molecular function (GO): ubiquitin protein ligase activity; zinc ion binding
Source: RefSeq, a predicted model, not a curated record
GGGAAGAAGCAGCCAUCAGCCAUGUCAACAUACAACUACUACUAAGAAAUCCUUCUUUACUUCAUCGCUCAAAUCUACUCUCUUUAUAUAUUAUUAUUAUUAUUAUUAUUAUUAUAUAUAUAUAUAUUAAUCAAAUUCAAUAAUAAAUUAUUGUUUGUUUAUAUCAAUCCGUCCGGGCAUGAUUUUCUGGUUUUCAAUAUCUUCCAGUGAAGGCUGUGUUUGUUUGGUUUGGUGAUUGCUUCCACUAAUUAAUCUCCCAAUUUAGUCGUUGAGCUCUCACUCUCUCUUCCGGUCGUUAGUUCCCAUUCGUUUGGUUGACUCUACUUUAAGCAACCUCUUCUUCUUCUUCUUCAUCCCUUUUAGUUAGUGUCCAAUGGAGGGUUUUGUUUCUUUCUGCUAUUGUGCUCUUCAAGACCGGUCUUUUCUGGAACCCAAUUGGAGUUGAAUCUUGGUGUUGCUGCUCAUCGCUGUUGUUUGGUUAAGGGAGGUGUUAUAUUGAUAUGGUUACUUGUAAGAAUUUGGGUUUUUUGUUUCUUCAUAGAAAGAGGCCAUUAGGGUUUGUUCUUCGAGUUGUUUUUGGGUUAUGGUUUGGCUUUGUUGUUCUUCGUCCGGUGGCUGGUGUUAGACCAUUGAAGGAGCGGACACGGUCUUGGGGCGAUGAGUGGCUAUUCAUUAGAAAAGAUGAAAAUGAUUUGGGUCCAUUUUCUGCAUGGAACAUAACAGGAACUUACAGAGGGACUUGGAAAUUUCUAGAUUCAACAAAUAGCUCCUCCAGGUUUCCAGAUUUCAGGAAAUCCAAUGGAGAAUCUGUCAUUGAAUUAGUCAGCACCCCGACAAAAAUAACUGGUGUGCAUUAUGUCCAGGGUGUUAUUAUUUUCCAUGAUGUAUUCGACAAUGCACAUAAUGCCGGUGGUUCACAAAUCAGGGUGGAAGGUGUAUAUAUAUGGCCUUUUAGACAACUUCGAAUGGUAGCUAACAGUGGGAAAGAGGGAGAGUUGAGCCAAGAAGAAGAUUAUAUUUUAUCCAAUCCAUAUCAUUUGCUCGGAGUUUUCUCCUCUCAAGUGUUCCAAGAGAAUCCACAAGAUAAAGUUGGGAGAAGAAAAAAUUCACCAAUUUACGAGAUGGAAAAACAUUGCAAUAUUGAAAUUGCUGCCCAGAUUACUCAUGCCUCAUCCAGCCAAAAUGAUGGAGAUCAUGAUCGUUAUCACAUAGAAGGAUUAAUGGAGAGUCCUGCUGUGGAUGAUGAUGGGGAUUGCUUCUCACCUUUACUAUUAAAUGCUACUUCUGUCAACAUUGAAGUCUAUUAUAAUAAAGCAGUGAACUAUACCUUGAUGGUCACCUUUGUAUCUUUUCUCCAAGUUCUUUUGUUGAUUCGACAAAUGGAACAUAGCAACACUCAAUCUGGAGCUGCGAAAGUUUCAAUCUUAAUGAUCGGACAGCAGGCUAUCAUGGAUGCUUAUCUUUGCCUUUUACAUCUCACAGCAGGAAUUUUAGUUGAAUCCUUAUUUAAUGCUUUUGCAACUGCUGCUUUUUUCAAGUUUGUAGUCUUCUCAAUCUUUGAGAUGAGGUACCUUCUUGCUAUAUGGAAGGCAAGCAGGCCUACAAAUAGCGGUGAAGGUUGGGAGACGAUGAGGCGUGAGCUUUCAGUUCUGUAUAGUCGUUUUUAUGGGAUCCUUUUGGGCGGCAUUCUGGUCAUGUAUGAGUUCCAUAAUUUUCUAAGACCAAUCCUGCUCCUGAUGUACUCCUUUUGGAUUCCUCAAAUAAUCACAAAUAUUAUUCGCGAUUCAAGAAAACCUUUGCACCCUCAUUAUAUCUUGGGCAUGACCGUUACUCGGCUGGCGAUCCCAUUAUAUAUUUUUGGAUGCCCUAACAACUUCAUGCGCAUUGAACCUGACAAGACUUGGUGUACUUGUUUAAGUGUAUUUAUUGGGCUGCAAGCAUCGAUCCUUCUUCUUCAACAUUAUCUUGGUUCUCGGUGGUUCAUUCCUCGGCAGAUACUACCUGAGAAAUAUAGCUACUAUAGAAGGUUUGAUCAAGCUACAAAUCAGGCUAUGGAUUGUGUCAUUUGCAUGACUUCAAUUGAUCUCACUCAGCGUUCUAAUGAUUGCAUGGUGACUCCAUGUGAUCAUUUUUUCCAUUCCGGUUGUUUACAAAGGUGGAUGGAUAUCAAGAUGGAGUGCCCAACUUGCCGGCGUCCAUUGCCACCAGCCUAGGGAGAUUACUUCACUUCUGUUUAUAUUACAUAGGAUUGAUUGACAUUGCCCGACUGUUAAUCAUGGUAAUGACCUAAUGCAAAACCUUGAAGUACUUCUUACUUUACUUUUAGGUCGAGAUUCUUAAGAUGGAGUUUUGGUCAUCUGUGAAGUGAGAUGCAUUUAUUUACUUAUUUGGACCAUUUGGAGACCCCUUGGGCAGGCUAGCAAUAGAGGCUAGUCCUUUUCUGUAUUUUUUCCUCCUGUGCAGCAUUCGCAAUGCUAAGUUUCAUGUAAUUUGAGCAAAAGACUGAUAAUGUAAUCUGUUUAGCUCCCAAAUAAUUUCAGAUCAAGUGAUGCCUUAACUUUUUUUUUUUC